Molecule: messenger RNA, 3920 nt
Organism: Paramacrobiotus metropolitanus
Lineage: Eukaryota; Metazoa; Tardigrada; Eutardigrada; Parachela; Macrobiotidae
Exons: 2
Coding region: 261-3887 (1208 amino acids)
Biological process (GO): DNA replication
Molecular function (GO): DNA-directed DNA polymerase activity; nucleotide binding; DNA binding
Source: RefSeq, a predicted model, not a curated record
AUCAAGCUACGGAUAUUGAUAGUGGCCCCGAGAGCAAAAUACUGGUAAAAAAUAAUUUUACUUCAAAAACAACAGAUCUAUAGUUACCGUUUUUACAGAGCUUAGAUGACAUUAAAGAUAUUCCGGAUUUUGCCAGCCUGUUUAGUCUGCGUAAAGUAAAAGACCGUACCUUCAAGAAGUGCAACAGUUCCGAAGUAGAGUACCGCAUUCAAAUUGCCUUGCUUCCACGCAUUUUUUCCAAAGAAGAGACCGUUGUUCUCAUGCCACUGGUGCUGGAGGCGGUUCUUCAGAUGUGUCUGGAAUCGUUUAAUCUUUCCGAACGCAUUAACAUCUCCGUUCGUUGUCAAACGCUGGAUAACCCCAUCUACUUAUCUAUGCGUAAACUGUCGGAUUUUAAUAUUGCCGAUCUCGUUGCUGCCUUCACCAAGGCCAACUUGGGGCGAACUGUUCUGGAUGAUACGUUCACCAUUCGUAUCUUUCGCACUGUUAUGCCUAGCGGCGGAUCUUGGAAAAGAAAACACCGUCACAUCGCCAGAGACGCAAAGCGGUUCUGUAAGUCGAUCGUUACUGUACGUGCUGAUGAUAAUCUUUGCUUACCGGCGGCGCUUUACCUUGGAAAAUACCGUUUGACGCAUGACGUACAAGAUCAGUACAAGAACCAAUGGAAGCACUUAUACAGCAAAGACGGUGUAACAAAGUUGACUGCUCAUGCCAAAGAAAUUGUUCAGUUGUGUGACUUACCGACCGGGCGUCCGUGCGACCUUGACGACUUGGCAGCCAUACAAGAAGAAUGCUUUCCGGAUUACCAAAUCAAAGUAAUUUCCGCCGAUCAUGGUAACGUUGUCAUUGCUCGUAUACCGGAGAAGAAAGAACCCCAGAUGCAGGAAAUAUACGUGCUGUUGGAAGAUAAUCAUUUUGACCUGGUCCCUACUGUUAAUGGGAUUUUCAAUUCCUCUUACUAUUGCGGUGACUGCGACUUACCAUACAGCAACAAAGAGCGACAUCUAUGUGGGGCGAAGUGUCGAUACUGCUACCGCCCUACAGGUGAUUGUGUUCCAGGUACUCGCAUUCAAUGUGAGCACUGUCGUCGUUGCUUCAAUAACCAAGCGUGCUUUGAUAUCCACAAAACCACUCGUCGCAACGGAAAGACUUUCUGUGAGCAGCUGUUCUACUGUGUCAACUGCAAACAGUUCGUUAGUCUCUUGUUUCGCAAGGAUGCCAAGCACCAAUGUGGGGAAAUGUAUUGUACAUUAUGCCAGGAAUGGGUGCAACAAGCCACGCACAAAUGUUUUUUGAAAACUUUUCCAAAGCCGUUGCCUCCAUCACCUGACCGCCCCAAGCCGGAAACGCACUAUAUCUUUUUCGACUACGAGACGUUCAACGAUCCAGUUAACGGCCACACUCCAGCUUGCGUCGUUGCCCAAUACGAGGAUGGAACAGAGUUUCGCUUCCCAGCCGAUGGACAGCCGAUGACUUUAGACGUUGGCCGCCAGUUCGGUGAAUGGCUGUUUUUGGAACAGCAUCGUAACCACACCAUUAUCGCGCAUAAUUUUCGAGGUUACGACGGCCACUUUGUUCUCAAGCAUCUUUUGGACAACAAGUUGAGGGGUGUUGAGGUCAUCAAACGGGGAAAUCAGCUACUGCAACUCCGGUACCGCUCACUGAACAUAACCGCUCGUGAUACUUUGAGCUUUUUGCCCAUGCGCCUCAGCAGCCUGCCUAAGGCGGUCGGUCUUGACGUUGCCGUAAAGAAGGGCGACUUUCCGCACAAUUUGAACCAUCCCGACAACUGGGACAAGAUCCUGCCCUGGCCUGAGCCGGAAAUGUACAUGUUCGACGGUAUGAAACAGAAAGAGAAGCAAGAAUUCCUCAAAUGGCACGCCGAAGCCAAAGAAGCUGCUAACGGUUGUUUUGACUUCCGCGCUGAGAUUAUGUCCUACUGCUCCAAUGACGUCACCGUACUGCGACUGUGUGCACUCAAGUUCGUACAGGAUUUUACUGCUCUCACGUGUCUGAACCCGCUGGAUAGUAUCACCAUGUCGUCAGCCUGUAAUCGUUACUACCGUACAUAUCACUUGGAACCGGAAAAAAUAGCAGCACUCUCCGCCCAUGGCCCACACCGCAACCGUCGCACCAGUAUUCAAGCCACGCAGUGGUUAGAAGUUUUGAAUCGUGCCGCCAAUGGACAUAUUCAGCAUGGCCGAAACGGUAAAGAAGUCAAGAUUGGUCCGUACUUUGUUGACGGUUUGGAUGCCACUACUCGUACAGUAUACGAGUAUAACGGCUGUGUGUUCCACGGCCACCCAGAGUGUACCGAACCCGAAGACCGAUCGCCAUUCUCUCGCAAGCUCAUGCGUGAAGUGCACGAAGAGUAUGUGGAUCGUGUACGAUACCCGGAGGAUGAAAAUUACACUGUUACCACAAUGUGGGAGUGCCAGUGGCUGAAAGAGCGCCAGGAGACAGAAAUCGCCGCCUUCCUAUCUACACAAAACCUCCGUGAGCCGCUCAACCCGCGAGAAGCAUUCAAAGGAGGCCGCACUAACGCCAGUCGUUUGUUCUAUGAAAUACAACCCGGAGAAAAGAUUCUCCACUAUGACGUCGUGAGUCUGUAUCCCUUCGUUAACAAGACCAAGCCUUACCCCAUCGGACACCCAGAAAUUAUCCUUUCGGAUUUUAAAGAUGUCAGGGAGUACAACGGUUUGCUGUACUGCAAAGUGCUGCCGCCCUCAAAGUGCCGGUAUCCUGUGCUGCCACUAACCAUUAACAAGAACCUUGUCUUUGCGUUGUGCCGCACCUGCGCCGAGACACAAAGCAAGGAAUUCUGCCGCCACUCGGACGCGGAACGCUGUCUUGAUGGCGUCUGGACCACCCCCGAGCUACACCACGCUCUCGAUCGCGGUUAUGCUGUACAAACGGUGCAUGAAGUAUGGCACUGGGAGAAAAUGGAGGCCGGCGUGUAUGCUGCGUACAUGAAUAAAUUUCUUAAAGUCAAGUUGGAAGCCAGCGGUUGGCCGAGCUGGUGCAAGACACAACGGCAGAAGGACGAUUUCAUACGUCGGGUCAAAGAGCGAGAAGGCAUUGAUCUUGACCCUGAGGCUAUGCUUUACGAUGCAGGUCGGCGCAAUGUGGCGAAGAACUGUCUCAAUUGCUUGUGGGGCAAGCAGGGUCAACAAGACGACAUGUCACGGACAAAGCUCAUCUACAAAGUGAAGGAUUACGUAGACUUGAUCCGCUCCAAAGCGGUCGAAAUCCUGGACGUGUUUGCAAUAAAAGACGCAUGUCGUAUGGUAACCUACCGGCAAAGUGACGAUUACAACGAAGGUAGCAAUGCAACCAACGUUGCGGUGGCUGCGUUUACGACAGCCCAUGCCCGCCUUGUGUUGCUGGCCCUGAUGGAGAAGUUGGACGACCGCCUCAUGUACUACGACACCGACUCCGUUGUAUUCCUCCACCACCCUGGAGACUGGCUGCCGGAGACGGGGAGCAUCCUGGGCGACUGGGACGACCAGUUGCAAGCCGGCGAGAGCCAUAUCGUCAAGAUUGUGUCAUGCGGUCCAAAGGUCUACAGCUACGAAACCGACACGGGCCACAUCGAAUUGAAAGCCAAGGGGAUCGAGCAAAGUGGAUACACUGAAGGUAUCCUGGAUUUUGACGAAAUUACACAAUCCUUCACGCGCACGGGAAAGGCACUGGACUUUAACGCCUUGCAACGCCUUUUGGAUGGUACCGACAGCCAUGUGCAGGUUAUCUAUCCGCAGUUCAUUAAGCGGAACGGCAAGACCCAGGAGAUCAAUACUGUGCAGUUAUUUAAAAAGCUGCAGAUGGUCUACGAUAAGCGCAUGCUUUUUCCUGACUUUUCUACCUUGCCUUUUGGUACGAAGCAGUAAUUCAUUUUUGGGCGGCAAUCGGGUACUUUUUUG